Messenger RNA from Coregonus sp. 'balchen', 757 nucleotides. The record is from the annotation of a GenBank genome assembly. NCBI's taxonomy places the organism in Eukaryota, Metazoa, Chordata, Actinopteri, Salmoniformes, Salmonidae.
AUGGUGGGAGCAGUAGGCUCUUCACUGAGUACUGAACAGGCUUCCACCAAGAGACACACACAACAGGUAAUGCCUUUUCCAUUCAGUAUGUUGUUUUUCCAAUGUAUUGUUUUACUGCUGUUUUUUGUGUUUAUCAGUUAUCAACUUGUCACAAUAUCUGAGAUGAAUAUGUUGGUUUUGAAUGAUUUAUAAAUGUUUCUUGUCAGGUUAUUGCCACCCGUCACUAUGAUGUGCUUGUUGAAAUCAAUUGGAGUAUCCCUCAUCCUGUCCAUUCUUCUGUACAUGGCAGACUCUUAUCCAAACAGUGACAUGACAAACGGUAAGCUUUGUGUUACAUUACUGUGAAAGUACUGUUUUUGUCAAAAUGACCAGUGAGUUGUUCUUGGAAAAUAUAAAUCGGUAAAUGACCUCCUUAUUGCCAAAGUGUGUUCUUACAAGGAUGAGAGAUACACAUUGGCGGUGCAUGGUGCAUAAAGUUUACAGAUCAGAUUGUUCAUUCAAUUUUCAAUUAAUUUAUGUCUUCACUAUCUUCACAGUGGGCUGUGAGGAAUGCAAACUGAAGGAGAACAAAGUCUUCUCAAACCCUGGUGUCCCUGUCUCCCAGUGUACAGGCUGCUGCUUCUCCAGGGCUUAUCCAACCCCACUACGGUCAAAGAAAACUGUGUUGGUCCCAAAGAACAUCACCUCUGAAGCCACAUGCUGCGUUGCAAAAGAAGGGAAAAGGUUAGGAGUUGGGAUUGAUAUCCUCAGCUACACA